CACAGCCGGACCGUCAUUGACGCCAUGAGCGCGCUGCUGAGGCUGCUGCGCACGGGUGCCCCCGCCGCUGCGUGCCUGCGGUUGGGGACCAGUGCUGGGACCGGGCCGCGCCGUGCUAUGGCCCUGUACCACACCGAGGAGCGCGGCCAGCCCUGCUCGCAGAAUUAUCGCCUCUUCUUCAAGGAUGUAACUGGUCACUACAUUUCUCCCUUUCAUGAUAUUCCUCUGAAGGUGAACUCUAAAGAGGAAAAUGGCAUUCCUACGAAGAAAGCACGAAAUGAUGAAUAUGAGAAUCUGUUUAAUAUGAUUGUAGAAAUACCUCGGUGGACAAAUGCUAAAAUGGAGAUUGCCACCGAAGAGCCACUGAAUCCCAUUAAACAAUAUGUAAAGGAUGGAAAGCUACGCUAUGUGGCGAAUAUCUUCCCUUACAAGGGUUAUAUAUGGAAUUAUGGUACCCUCCCUCAGACUUGGGAAGAUCCCCGUGAAAAAGAUAAGAGCACGAACUGCUUUGGAGAUAAUGAUCCUAUUGAUGUUUGUGAAAUAGGCUCAAAGAUUCUUUCUUGUGGAGAAGUUAUUCAUGUGAAGAUUCUCGGAAUUUUGGCUCUUAUUGAUGAAGGUGAAACAGAUUGGAAAUUAAUUGCUAUCAAUGUGAAUGAUCCUGAAGCCUCAAAGUUUCAUGAUAUUGAUGAUGUUGAGAAGUUCAAACCAGGUUACCUGGAAGCUACUCUUAAUUGGUUUAGAUUAUAUAAGGUACCAGAUGGAAAACCAGAAAACCAGUUUGCUUUUAAUGGAGAAUUCAAAAACAAGAAGAUCUCUCUAAGUGAAUCACCAAGGCUGAAAAAUAUCUAUGUCCAUCUAUCUGUCUAUAGCUCCUACAUGUUCGAAAAUGAACAAAUUUCAUGAUCAGUCUAAUUUUGCAAAUUGUGUACAUAGAAAAACUUUCUAUUUACUGUUUUGUGGAGGAGAAAGUUAUGCACCCUUAAUAUAAACCCGUAGGGCGCUCCCUCCUAAGUAUUCAUUCUACCACGACGGCACUAAGCUGCUUAACAAUUGAAAGGACACCUGAAUUAUCUUACUGUCAUAGGAUUUUUCUAUUAGAAUACCACAGAGUUACCAUAAAGUAUCUCUAAUAUGACAUAAAUGGAGAGAAUAGGCCAAGGAGUUAAAGUCUAAAACAUGGAAUUUUUUUAAAGUUAUUACCACUAGGUAAAUUGAAUAUUUGAAACCAACUUUUAAGUGGAUAACAGUAAGUAUGUUUUAUAAGUGAAAUAAGGCAUGUUAAUGAAAACUUAAAAUUUAUGAUGAGUAUUUUGCUGUAAAAGAAUUGAUUGCUGGACUCAGUGUUUUUUUUGAAGGCACAUUAAAAGAAUUCUUC
Messenger RNA from Piliocolobus tephrosceles (Ugandan red Colobus), 1375 nucleotides. It is a transcript of the gene PPA2, whose product is annotated as inorganic pyrophosphatase 2. The transcript has 9 exons. Bases 25 to 903 code for a protein of 292 amino acids. Gene Ontology annotation, molecular function: inorganic diphosphate phosphatase activity; magnesium ion binding. Gene Ontology annotation, cellular component: cytoplasm. Gene Ontology annotation, biological process: phosphate-containing compound metabolic process. The record is from RefSeq and is a predicted model, not a curated record. NCBI's taxonomy places the organism in Eukaryota, Metazoa, Chordata, Mammalia, Primates, Cercopithecidae.